Messenger RNA from Aspergillus nidulans FGSC A4, 1732 nucleotides. Its product is annotated as putative lysyl-tRNA synthetase. Gene Ontology annotation, biological process: lysyl-tRNA aminoacylation; tRNA aminoacylation for protein translation. The transcript is spliced from 5 exons. Bases 1 to 1584 code for a protein of 527 amino acids. The record is from RefSeq and is a predicted model, not a curated record. Gene Ontology annotation, molecular function: lysine-tRNA ligase activity; aminoacyl-tRNA ligase activity; nucleotide binding. NCBI's taxonomy places the organism in Eukaryota, Fungi, Ascomycota, Eurotiomycetes, Eurotiales, Aspergillaceae. Gene Ontology annotation, cellular component: cytoplasm.
AUGCGUAUUAGGUCUUGCCGAGUAGCAUGCCGGUCUUUUGUACCUGGGAGAUGGUACAGCAAGGCCACCUCGUCGAAGGAAGGUUCAUUGAAGCAAACUCUCUCCAAAGAAGCCCUGUCCAAGAAGCAGGCUUUCGUGACGCGGCUUGCUCAAGUGACAGAGGCAACUUCAGACCCGUAUCCUCGUUUUGAGACACCUGCCAAUCCAUUCGCUAUUUCGGAGUUCAUACAUCGAUACAGCUAUUUAGCCAACAAAGAAUUUGUAGAUUUUGAUCAAGUCACCGUAACCGGUAGGGUUCAUCCUCUGCAAUUUGAGUCGCCUGGAACGGGUAGGGGUCUCAAAGCAGAUAUUCAAGAGAUUCUAUCGUAUGAUUCGCCGCGGCGAUGCCUUUUACUGAACCAGAACGCAACAGCUAUAACGGGUAAACCGCACCGUACAGAACGGGGUGAGCUCUCGAUUGUGGCCACAGACCUGCCUCAACUCCUCUCUCCGUGUCUGCAUGAUAUCCCGCUCGAUGCGCAUGGACACGAAAACUCUCCAUAUCCACGCCAUGUUCAGAUGCUUGGUGACCCGGCUACGGUGAAAGUCAUCAAGUCCAGAUCUCUCAUUACUCAACAUAUCCGCCAGUUCCUACUGGAUAAAUCAUUUAUGGAAGUCAGCACUCCAAUACUGAACGGGAUUCCUGGCGGUGCAAGCGCUCGUCCUUUUUAUACGUCUGCCACCGAAUUCCCAGAUCGGCAGCUUGCCCUUAGAAUUGCUCCUGAGCUCUGGCUGAAACGCCUGGUCGUGGGCGGUUUCGAUCGGGUCUUUGAGAUCGGCCCGUCGUUCCGGAAUGAAGGCCUAGACAAAACCCACAACCCGGAGUUCACAACCUGCGAGUUCUACCAGGCAUACUCCAACCUGGAAGAGCUGAUGAACACAACAGAAGAGCUCCUAUGCGGGCUAGCGCAGGUCUUCAUCGCAGAGUUCAACAAACGAAAGGAACCGCCCCCAACAGCCAUAGAUUUCACCAUUCCAUUCCACCGUAUCGAUUUUAUAACCGGAAUUGAACUAGGCAUUGACCGUCAGUUGCCCGACCUUACAGCACCUGACUCCUUGGAACAGGUCACCCAAAUUUUUACGGACCUCAAACUCCAAUUACCCGAACACCCUACCCUCCCUCGUCUCCUGGAUGAGCUCUGCAGCAUCUACGUCGAGCCACAAUGCGUUCAGCCCACAUUUAUCAUCAACCCGCCUGAGUGUCUCUCUCCAUUAUCGAAGAGUUUCGUUCACCCUGAUAACAACCAGCGCGUUGCUGCGCGUGCAGAACUCUUCAUCGAAGGCAAAGAAAUUGCGAACAUGUAUGAAGAGGAAAACUCACCGUGGGAGCAGCGUCGCAAAUUCGAGGAUCAGCUGAAGUACAGCAAGGAUGCUAAUGAACCCGGAGAAAUUGAUGAGGAGUAUCUCAGGGCGUUGGAAUGGGGUUUGCCGCCUACGGGCGGUUGGGGGUGUGGUAUCGAUCGUCUGGUCAUGCUGUUUACUAAGGUGAAGAAGAUUGCAGAGGUUUUGCCUUUUGGGAAUUUGAGGCAUGUGACGAGACGUUGAACUUAUUGUGCUUUAUUUGUCUCUGUUGUGACAAAUGGGGGUAAGGCGGAUGAUCGAGCUUGUACUAUGAAUCUUGUACUAUAGUGGGAUAUAUUCUAGUGAUACCAUGUUUCAAUCUGCAGAGGGCGAACAAAAGGACUUCAGUGUC